UUCAUUGUGUGUAGGCAAGCAAUUAUAAUUGUAAGUAGUGAAGAAAUUAAAAGAAAGAAUAUAAUAUAAUGGGUGAAGCUGUUGAAUUCUUAGCUUACAACAAUGGUUUCUCAAAUGUGCAUUUCGAAACAAAUCACAAUAAUAUGAUCAUUCAGCAAAAUGAUCUUCUUGUUCAUCAUCAUCAACAACAACAACAACAACAAGAAGAUUCUUGGUUUGAAGAAGAGAUUGAUGUUCAUCUCAAGUGGUCUUUUGCUUUGAACAGAGUACUGCACAAAGGAACUAGUGAGUACCAAGACAUUGCUCUUUUGGACACCAAACAUUUCGGGAAGGUUUUGGUGAUAGAUGGGAAGAUGCAGAGUGCUGAAGUUGAUGAAUUUAUUUAUCAUGAAUGUUUGAUUCAUCCACCCCUCCUAUGUCACCCCAACCCAAAAACAAUGUUUAUAAUGGGUGGUGGUGAAGGGUCCGCCGCUAGGGAAGCACUGAGGCACAAAUCCAUUGAGAAAGUCGUCAUGUGCGAUAUCGAUCAGGAGGUUGUUGAUUUCUGUAGAAAGCAUCUCACAGCGAACCACGAGGCUUUCCGUAACACGAAGCUGGAUUUAGUGAUCAAUGAUGCCAAAGCUGAGCUGGAAAAAAGGAAGGAAAAAUAUGACAUAAUAGUGGGAGAUUUAGCAGAUCCAGUUGAAGGAGGGCCUUGUUAUCAACUCUACACGAAAUCAUUCUACGAAAACAUUCUUAAACCGAAGCUCAAUACCAACGGCAUCUUCGUUACUCAGGCUGGGCCCGCCGGUGUAUUCACUCACAAGGAGGUUUUCUCCUCAAUCUACAACACUAUUAAACAUGUUUUCAAGUAUGUUCGUGCCUACACGGCUCAUGUGCCGUCUUUCGCUGAUACGUGGGGAUGGGUUAUUGCCUCUGAUCAGCCACUCUGCAUUGAAGCUGGAAAAAUGGAUAAGAAGAUUGCAGAAAGAAUUGAUGGGGAACUCUUGUACUUGAAUGGUGCUACUUUUGUUUCAUCCACCAUUUUGAAUAAGACUGUUGCCAAAACGUUGAAAAACGAGAGUCACGUGUACGCGGAGGAUAACGCGAGAUUUAUUCAUGGCCAGGGCGUAGCAUACCGGAUUUGAGACGACUUCUGUACAGAAUUUGAAGAGAACAAACUGCCCCCCCCCCCCCAAAAAAAAAAAGACUAUGGAAUGAAUAGAAAACAGAGUUGUUUAAUUAAUGAAAUGUAAGCAAUUACUGUUUGGAAGCUAUUAAUUAAUUGGGUUUAAGACAGUACAAAAGUUGUCGGAAUAUGUAAUGUAAUCCUAAAAAAAAUGUUGAGGAUUGUUGAAGCUUUCAGUUAAUUAUAUAUUUCCAGUUUGGCUU
Erythranthe guttata (spotted monkey flower) is the source of this 1371-nucleotide messenger RNA. RefSeq names its product S-adenosyl-L-methionine-dependent methyltransferases superfamily protein (gene ACL5). Lineage: Eukaryota; Viridiplantae; Streptophyta; Magnoliopsida; Lamiales; Phrymaceae. The record is from RefSeq and is a predicted model, not a curated record. Gene Ontology annotation, biological process: polyamine biosynthetic process. Gene Ontology annotation, molecular function: thermospermine synthase activity.